AGUUGUUAAGGGUUUAGCUUAUUUCAUUUCUUUCUCAGUUCUCCCUCCCUCUCACACACAAACAGAGAAGCUGGGGUUUUAGGGUUGUUGUUGUGGUUCCAAAUGGAUAGAUACCAAAAAGUAGAAAAACCGAAGCAGGAAUUACCCAUAAAUGAGAACGAGAUCCGAAUCACUUCACAGGGUUUGGUUCGUAACUACAUCACCUAUGCCACUACUCUUCUUCAGGAGAGGCGUGGGAAAGAGAUUGUCUUGAAAGCAAUGGGUCAGGCAAUUAGUAAAACAGUUGCUAUAGCAGAGAUCAUUAAGAGAAGAAUGUCUCAACUGCAUCAAGACACGGCUAUCAGCUCAGUAAGCAUAACAGAUGUAUGGGAGCCUCUCGAAGAGGGUCUUUUGCCUGUAGAGCAGACCCGCCAUGUGUCAAUGAUUUCGAUCACCUUGUCAGCAAAGGAACUGAACACGAAUUCUCCUGGGUAUCAAGCUCCUUCCGGGGUUGAGAUUGAACAAAUGAAGCCACAGUACAGAAAUUACCAGCCUCAACUGCAGCAGCAACCACCUAGACAAACACGGGCAGUCUACUAUGCUGGUAAUGAAGAUUCAUAUGGGCGAGGACAAGGACGAGGUCGUGGUAGAGGGAGGGGACGUGGUUGGAGCAGAGGUGGAUAUGGAAACUAUCAAGAAAAUAGUGAUUACUCGAACUGGGGCCGGGAAAAUGGUGGUUACUCAAACUGGGGUCGAGGUGGGGGCCGUGGUGGAUGGGGAUAUCCUGGCUCUGAUUAUGGAAGAGGCAGGGGUGGAGGUGGCAGAGGUUAUGGCCGUGGCCGUGGACGAAUGGGCCCCCGUCCAAGAGGAGGUGGCAACCAGGCUUAGUUGGGAAUUGGCACUCUGUUUUUUUGCACACUUGCCUUGGCUUAGUGGUUCUUUCUGUCCAAAAGUAUGUCUAAAGAAAAGCAUGAAAUUGUGGGUUGUUUCAUCUUGGGUUAAGCAGUGAUUGUGUUGUUUUUUCAGCAUCGUGGAAUGUGGGAAAAGCUUAUAUCCUCUAUUUGCUUUUAAUGAAGCCAAGGUCAAGUAGCCAAUUUCUGAUUGCUGUCUAUUCAUUCACUGUGGUUGCAUUGUUGUGGCUGUAUUUAUACAAGUAUAGGUUAUUUUUUUCCUUG
Molecule: messenger RNA, 1154 nt
Organism: Nicotiana tabacum (common tobacco)
Lineage: Eukaryota; Viridiplantae; Streptophyta; Magnoliopsida; Solanales; Solanaceae
Molecular function (GO): RNA binding
Source: RefSeq, a predicted model, not a curated record